Molecule: messenger RNA, 1361 nt
Organism: Salvia miltiorrhiza (redroot sage)
Lineage: Eukaryota; Viridiplantae; Streptophyta; Magnoliopsida; Lamiales; Lamiaceae
Exons: 3
Coding region: 1-1239 (412 amino acids)
Molecular function (GO): protein dimerization activity
Source: RefSeq, a predicted model, not a curated record
AUGGAUAAUGCGAGGAAUUGUGCUGCUGCUGGAGCCCUAGUGGAGGGAUUGUACCCUACCAUUGUUUGGACGUCGUGUGUUGUUCACACACUCAACUUAGCGUUGCAAAAUAUAUGUGCUGCGAAGAACAUAGAGAACAAUCAAGAAACUUAUGCAUUAUGUUCUUGGAUCACCGAUGUUGCAGCAGAUGCUAGUAUGAUCAAGAUUUUCAUCAUGAAUCAUAGGAUGAGGUUAGCAAUCUUUAAUCAAUUUUUCUCUCUCAAGUUGCUUUCAAUUGCUGCAACUCGAUUUGCUUCUAUCAUUGUGAUGUUGAAGCGACUUAAGCUUCUUAAGAGAAGCUUAAGUACCAUGGUGAUAAGUGAGCAAUGGGAUUCUUAUCGAGAGGAUGAUGUGGAGAAGGCAAGCUUAGUGAAAAUGAAAGUAUUAGACGAUCUUUGGUGGGAUAAGAAAAAUACAAUGAUAGAAAAAGUGAAGGCUGCAAUAUACAAGCAUGAAAGAAUCCAAGCUCAAGAUUCAUCUCCUUUCUAUGAAGUGGUCCAUACCAUCUUGGUAAGUCGAUGGAACAAAAACAACACCUAUCUCCACUGUUUGGCCCAUUCGCUAAAUCCAAGAUAUUAUAGUGAUCAGUGGCUUUCAGAAGACACCUCUCGAGUCCCUCCACAUAGGGAUAAUGAAGUUGCAAAGGAGAGAAUGAAAUGUUUGAAGAAGUACUUUCCAGAUAUUGCUCAAAGGAGGAUUGUGAUAAGGGAAUUUGCUAACUUUGCUAGCAUGGCGGGUGAUUUUGCUGAUUCUGACUCAAUUGAGCAACGCUACGAGUUGGACCCUAAGAGUUGGUGGGUGACAUAUGGUCCAAGUGCUCCGACACUUCAAAAGUUAGCUUUGAAACUCCUUGUCCAACCUUCAUCUUCUUCAUGUGCCGAAAGGAAUUGGAGCACAUACUCUUUCAUUCACUCGUUAAGAAGGAACAAGUUAGCUCCCCAACGUGCUGAAGAUUUGGUUUACAUUCAUAGCAAUCUUCGUUUGCUAUCUAGAAGAACUCCUGAAUACUCUAAAGGAGAGACAAAGUUGUGGGAUAUUGGAGGAGACAACUUUGGUACACUUCAGGAUGUUGGAGAUCUAGAGAUUGCGGAGUUAUCACUUGAUGAGCCGGAGUUAGAGAGUGUUGUGUUCACUGAAGAGGGCGGUGGUGAUAUACCAGAUGGGGAAGAGGAUGAGGAUGAGGAAGCUUUCAUGACUUAGUAGCUUGCUAGUGUGUAUUGAAUUGGAAGUAGACUUUAUUUAGUAAUAUUUGUGUGUUUUAUUUGGAUUUGUGAACUGACUUCUAAGUUUUAAUAAUUAAGUAGUUAUUUGCUCUAUUUGGU